Messenger RNA from Oncorhynchus nerka (sockeye salmon), 2843 nucleotides. Its product is annotated as solute carrier organic anion transporter family member 1C1-like. The record is from RefSeq and is a predicted model, not a curated record. The transcript has 15 exons. Gene Ontology annotation, molecular function: protein binding. Bases 397 to 2586 code for a protein of 729 amino acids. NCBI's taxonomy places the organism in Eukaryota, Metazoa, Chordata, Actinopteri, Salmoniformes, Salmonidae. Gene Ontology annotation, cellular component: plasma membrane. Gene Ontology annotation, biological process: sodium-independent organic anion transport; transmembrane transport.
GCCUCUUUCCCUCUCAAGUGUUAUCACGUGCGUGAGCUAAUUUCUACAAGCAGCGUUAGGGUUGCACACAGAUUUAACUUCUUAGCGAGAAUGUUGUGGAAACUCGGUCUGAUUGAGGUCAAAUAUUUAGAUAAUUGGAAUUGUGAUGAAGACAAGAGGCGGGAAGAAGAACUUUUGAGAAAUACCUUAUUCUAUGACCUUUAAUAGCCGGUGGCUUUACUGCACUUCAUCCAUAUGAGAAGUUUCCCCUGAGCUCGAGACAUCUGCCGCGCACUCUGCGCUGUCCAAAACUCUCUUCCACCGGGAAUAUUACGAGUUUUUGUCAUAGGUUGUUGUAUUACCUCAUUGGAAAAUAUAGGGCGAUUGUUUCGUGGUAGACUUGGGUUGCAUGCAUCAAUGCCAAGAAAUUCCAUAAGGGUAACUUUGCCCAAGGAAAACGUGAGCCAUCUGUGCAGGAUGGAGCCGGCGGCCAAGGAGAGAGGGACGACAGAGAACGGAGGCAGCUCCUCGACGAGGGCGCAGCGCUCCUCCUGCACCAGCCUCAAGAUGUUCCUUGUAGCUCUGUCGUUUGCCUACUUUGCCAAGGCCUUGUCUGGCAGCUACAUGAAGAGCACAAUAACCCAGCUGGAGAGGCGCUUUGACAUCCCCAGUUACCUAACAGGCGUCAUCGACGGGAGCUUUGAGAUAGGUAACCUGUUGGUGAUAGCAUUCGUGAGUUACUUUGGUGCAAAGCUGCAUCGGCCCAAGAUCAUAGCCAUGGGCUGUGUACUGAUGGCCAUGGGAACAUUCAUCAUCGCUCUGCCACACUUCCUCAUCGGACGCUAUAAAUUCGAAACAUCAAUCCGAUCGUCAGUGAAUUCAACCAAUAACCUCUCUCCAUGUCCAGCGCGUCUGUCGUCACCCGCCGCGCUGGCUUCGGGUGACCCGCAUUCUAAGACGCCAAGCACAGGGACAGGUUGUGAAGGAGAGUCCAACCUCUCCAUGUGGAUCUAUGUGUUCCUGGGGAAUGUCUUACGAGGGAUCGGGGAGACGCCAGUGCAGCCCCUUGGGAUCUCGUAUAUAGAUGAUUUCGCCAGGGAGGAAAAUGCUGCAUUUUACAUUGGCUGCGUUCAGACCAUAGCUGUCAUUGGUCCUGUGUUUGGCUAUUUACUGGGAUCCCUGUGUGCCAAAAUAUAUGUGGACAUUGGAUUUGUCAACAUGGAGAGUAUCACCAUAAGUCCUGGUGAUGCUCGCUGGGUGGGGGCCUGGUGGUUAGGUUACCUUGUAGCUGGGGUGAUCACCCUGCUUUCAGCCAUCCCCUUCUGGUUCCUGCCCCGUUCCCUGCCCAUCCCGUCAGACCGAGGCCCAGCCCAGUGCACCCCGGAGCAGACUAGCUUCAUCAAAGACUCCCCUCUCCUGGAGCAUAAGUACCAAGCCGACGAGCCAGCUGGCUUUCUGGAGAUGGCCAAAGAUUUCAUACCAACGUUGAAAACCCUCCUGGGGAACCCAGUGUACUUCAUCUACCUGUGUGUAACCAUCAUUCAGCUGAACUCUCUCAUCGGCAUGGUAACCUACAAGCCCAAGUACAUAGAGCAGCAUUACGGGCAGUCCGCAUCAAAAGCCAAUUUCCUGAUGGGUACAAUCAACAUCCCUGCCGUGGCGUUGGGAAUUUUCACUGGCGGCCUGCUCAUGAAGAGGCUGAAGCUGAGCAUCAUGGGAGCGGCCAAGUUUGCGUUCGGCACCUCUCUGAUAGGCUACUUCCUAUCCCUCUUCUUCUUCGUCAUGAGCUGCGAGAACGCCAAAGUGGCUGGGAUCACGCUGCCCUACAACCGGGCGGUUGGUGUAUCGUAUGAGGAGCACUCAGUAUUCUCAGCCUGUAACUCAGACUGUGUGUGUUCAGACAGAGACUGGGACCCUGUUUGUGGAGAGAACGGCAUCACGUACGUCUCUCCCUGCCUGGCUGGCUGCCAGACCUCCACAGGAUCAGGGAAGAACACGGUGUUCUCUAACUGUAGCUGUGUGGUGGCAGCAGGGCUGAGCAGUGGUAACCUGACAGCCAGUGUAGGCCACUGUCCUCACAGAGACGACUGUGACCGUGUCUUCCCUUACUUCCUGGCUCUCUCUGUCAUCACUUCCUUUAUCAUCUCCCUGGGUGGCACGCCAGGCUACAUGGUCCUCAUCAGGUGUAUCAAGCCUCAACUGAAGUCCUUGGCUCUGGGGUUCCAUACUCUGUCCACACGUACACUUGCGGGCAUCCCAGCGCCCAUCUACUUUGGGGCGAUCAUCGACACCACGUGUCUGAAGUGGGGCCAGAAGAGAUGCGGAGGGAGAGGAGCCUGUCGGAUAUACAACACUACAGCAUACAGGAUAGCUUACCUGGGUCUAACUAUGGGCCUGAGGACAGUUUCCUUCCUGCUGUGUAUACUGGGAUUUGUGCUGCUCAAACGACACCUGCGGAGAGAGGAACGCAGUGCCCACCAAGUGGCCAAUGGAGGAGCAGAACUGGAGGUACUCAGGAAAGAGGAAGUCCUAGCCUCCAACUCGGACCAAUCGCUACGGACUCCCACAACAGACUACAACAACACAGAGAGAGAGACACGGCUGUGACAGUCUGAGACAAUCUCCCCUGAUCUCUCAUGUUACACACACACGCGAGAUGUGCAGGAACCAACAACACUCGGCGCCAGACCAUCUCAUAGAACAUAAAUUAUAUAUUUGUACUGAACCUGUCUAGGUUAUGUAUAUUUAAAAAAAAAAUAAAAAAAACAUGUUUUGAUAUAACUGACGUAUUUCAUGGAUGUACCUGCUGUAUUUGACAAAAACACAAAUGUAACAACAAAGAAUGUAAUCUUUGUUGUUUUUUU